AUGUUGAGAGCUUUGAACCAGAAGAUCUCUCUUCAAGGGGUCCGCAGAGCAUCCACUUACAAUCAAACCAAAGCAUUACGUCGUUAUCCAAUAGGUCAGACUGUUCAUGGGUUUGAAAUUAAAAGAGUAUUACCAGUUCCUGAAUUAUCAUUAACUGCUGUUGAUUUUGUACAUAAUAAAACUGGCUCAAAUCAUUUACAUAUUGAUAGAGAUGAUCCAAAUAGUGUUUUCUCUAUUGGGUUCAAAACAAAUCCUCCAGAUAAGACUGGUGUCCCACAUAUCUUGGAACAUACUACACUUUGUGGAUCUUACAAAUACCCAGUUAGAGAUCCUUUCUUCAAAAUGUUGAAUAGAUCAUUAGCUAAUUUUAUGAAUGCAAUGACUGGUCAUGAUUAUACUUUCUUCCCAUUCUCUACAACAAAUGAUAAAGAUUUUGAAAAUUUAAGAAAAGUUUACUUGGACUCCACAUUCAAUCCAUUAUUAAAAAAGGAAGAUUUUUUCCAAGAAGGUUGGAGAUUAGAAAAUGAAGUUGUUGAUGAUAAGACUUCUCCAUUGACUUUCAAAGGUGUUGUUUAUAAUGAAAUGAAAGGUCAAGUUUCUAAUGCUUCAUAUUUGUUCUAUAUCAAAUUUCAAGAAGCUUUAUACCCAAGUUUAAAUAAUUCUGGUGGUGAUCCAACUAAAAUCACAGAUUUAACUUAUGAAGAUUUAUUAGACUUCCAUCAAACAAAUUAUCAUCCUUCAAAUGCCAAAACUUUCACUUAUGGUUCAUUACCAGUUACUGAAACUUUAGAAGAAUUAAAUAAAGAAUACUUAGUAUUUGGUAAAAGAAAUGUUAAAAAUAUUGUUAAACAACCAAUCACUUUGAAUGAAAACAAAAAUAUCAGUGUUGAAGGUCCAGUUGAUCCAAUGGCUCCACCUGAAAAACAAUUGAAAGCAUCUAUAACAUGGCCUUGUGGUAAUCCUGAAGAUGUUUAUGAAUCAUUCUGUUUAAAAAUUUUAUCAAACUUGUUAACUGAUGGUCAUUCAUCACCUUUAUAUAAAUCAUUAAUCGAAUCAGGUCUUGGUGAUGAUUUCUCUGUUAAUUCAGGUAUGGACUCUACAACUGCGGCUAAUUUUUUCACAAUUGGGUUACAAGGCUUAAAAUCUACUGAAGAAUUAGAAAAAGCCGUUAAUGAAGUCUUGAUUAAACAUAGCGAGGAAGGUUUUGAAGAUAAGAAAAUUGAAGCUAUUAUCCAACAAUUAGAAUUGAGUAAAAAAGAUCAAAAGGCAGAAUUUGGUAUGAGUUUAUUAUAUUCAAUUUUACCAGGUUGGGUUAAUAAAGUUGAUCCAUUUGAUGUUUUAGCUUGGGAAGAUAUGAUCGUACAAUUCAAACAAGAUUAUGCUAAAGGUGGAUUAUUUGAAAACCUUAUUAAGAAAUAUUUCAUUGAUAAACCUGUUUUCAGAUUUGAAAUGAAACCAAAUGAAAAAUAUGAUGAAUUAGUUAAAUCUGAAGAAGCACAAAGAUUGAAAAACUUAGUUGAAGAAUUAGAUGAAGAAGACCGUGAUAUUAUCUUUGAACGUGGUCAACAUUUAGCUAAACUACAAGGUGCAGAAGAAGAUUUAAGCUCAUUACCAACAUUGAGAGUCAGAGAUAUUCCAAGAGCUACAGCUGUUAAACCUGUUCAAUUUUCAGAUGUUUCAGGUAGUGAAGUUCAAAAAAGAAUCACAGAUACUAAUGGAUUAACUUAUUUCAGAGGUGCUCGUGAUGUUAAUAUUCCUUAUGAAUUAUAUCCAUAUUUAUCAUUAUUUUCAGAUGCUUUAACUAAUUUAGGUACAGAAACUCAAAGUAUGGCAGAUAUUGAAGAUCAAAUCAAAUUAUAUACAGGUGGUUUAAGUUCAUCAGUCAGUGUUCAUUCAUCACCAAUCGAUCAAUCUGCAAGAAUAAGCUUCAAUUUCAAUGGUGUUGCAUUAAAUCAAAACUCUUCACAUAUUUAUGAAAUUUGGGAAAACUUAUUAUUGAAUACAAAUUUCAACAAUAAAGAAAAAUUAGCCACUUUAAUUAGAUUAUUAUCAUCAAAUAAUAUUAGUGGUGUUGCUGAAGGUGGUCACUCAUAUGCUAGAAACUAUGCCGGUGCUUCUGUAUCAAGAUCAAAAGCUAUAAGUGAAUCAUUGAGUGGUAUUGAUCAAUUACAAUUUUUGAAUAAAUUGAACACAUGGAUUCAAGAUGAUACUUUAUUCCAAACUAAUAUUAUUGAUAAAUUGAAUGAAUUAAAAUCUUACUUAGUCAACUCUGAUGGAUUAAGAUUUUCCUUAAUCUCUGAUAAAGAUUCAAUUUUAGAAAAUGAAAAAUUAAUCUCAUCAUUCGUUUCAAAAUUACCAUCAGCAACUAAUAAUCAAGGUUUAACCGCUUCAUCAACUAAUGAAUACCCAUUAAACGCAUCAUCUAAAUCAUUCAUCAAAUUACCAUUCCAAGUUGGUUAUGCUUCAUCUGUUGUCAAUGGUGUUCCAUAUGUUCAUGAAGAUGGUGCCAAAUUACAAGUUUUAGCCAAUUUAUUAACUUUCAAGUAUUUACAUCGUGAAAUUCGUGAAAAAGGUGGUGCUUAUGGUGGUGGUGCUGCUUAUAGUGGAUUAGAUGGUAUUUUCAGUUAUUAUUCAUAUAGAGAUCCAAAAGCAUUACAAAGUCUUGAUACUUUUACUAAAGCUGGUCAAUUUGCCUUGGAUAAUAAAUGGACUGAUCGUGAUUUAGAAGAAGCCAAAUUAACUAUUUUCCAAAGUAUUGAUGCCCCAGUUAGUAUCAAAGCUGAAGGUCAAGCAUUAUUUAAAGAAGGAGUUACUGAUGAAAUGAGACAAACAAGAAGAGAACAAAUUUUAGAUGUUGAUAUUGAAGAUUUACAAGAAGUUGCUGAAAAAUAUUUAGUCAAUGGUAAACCAAGUGUUGCCGUUGUUGGUAACGAUCCAGGUGAACAAAAAGACUGGAAUACAGUUGAUCUUGGAGUCUAA
This is a messenger RNA of Hansenula ciferrii, 2979 nucleotides long. It is a transcript of the gene CYM1, whose product is annotated as pitrilysin family metalloprotease. Gene Ontology annotation, molecular function: metal ion binding. The transcript has a single exon. Lineage: Eukaryota; Fungi; Ascomycota; Saccharomycetes; Phaffomycetales; Wickerhamomycetaceae. Bases 1 to 2979 code for a protein of 992 amino acids. Gene Ontology annotation, biological process: protein processing. The record is from RefSeq and is a predicted model, not a curated record. Gene Ontology annotation, cellular component: mitochondrial matrix.